CCUAAACGAAGAACCCACGGCCAGCUCAUACGAGUUUGGAGAUGACAGCAGCGGUAUGCUAGCUACCUAAAAAGAGCUAUGUUUUAAAAUGUAUUUGAAUCCGCCAACCUAGAUGGCCGCUGUCAAGUGUUAGCUACAUAUUUUCCUUGACGUCUGCUUGUCGGUGUUAGACGUCGUUGAAUGUUUUUUGAAGACCUUCGGAAAUCGAGAUCAAGAAGACUAAGAGUAGCUAGAAGCUAGCUCGCUAGUUUAGUUGGCUAGUGUAUAGUAGUGAGUGCUAGCGAGGUACGUUAACUAGUCAUCGCAGUUUUCUCUGCGCUGCUCUGACUGCAGUGUAUCCCGACCUAAGGAUUUGGGGCGUUCUUGUGUUUUGGCUAGAGUAGCUGAAAUCACCGAUCAAACCUAUCAAUAUCUACUUGACGUAUCAAUGCGCUAUGCCUCUGCGCACACGCCCUGAAAAAGAUAGGCAGUCAGCUGUUCUGUGUGGAUGGUGUUCAGAUAUAAACCCUAAUAAGUGUACGUGGCUAGCAAGUCAUAUCAGAACAGAUGUUGCAUCUUGAAACCAGACAUCAGCGCUUCUGUCUGAUGUUAGCACAGUGAGUGGGGUUUUUCUCAGUUUUAUGGGAUGCAGUGGUAGCUAGCAAGGGCUUAGCUAAUUGCUCAGUCAUGGGGGCCACUGUGUCAUGCUGCAUGUCCCCCGGAGGGAGUCCGAAAAUUCAGAGGAGAGAGUACGAGCUCGAGGAUUAUCCAAUAACCACCACUGAAGACGUUAGCGAGGACACUGGGACAUACUUACAGCACAUCAGCGACAGAGAAGUCCCCGACGAACUGGCACACGAGUCAAACCCGUCGGACCAUCCGAGAGCCAGCACCAUUUUCCUCAACAAGUCGCAGACAGAUGUGCGUGAGAAAAGGAAAAGUAAUUACUUGAAUCAUAUGUCCCCUGGGCUCCUGACAAAGAAAUACAGCUCCUGCUCCACAAUCUUCAUUGAUGACAGCACAGUGAGCCAGCCCAAUCUGAAGAGCACGGUCAAAUGUGUGACUUUGGCGAUAUAUUAUCACAUAAAAAACAGGGAUUCAAACCGCUCUGUGGACAUAUUCGAUGAGAAGAAGCACCCGUUGACUAGAGAGAAGGUUCCGGAUGACUACUCCAGUGUGGACCCAGAACACAAGCUCAUCUACCGCUUCGUCCGCACGCUCUUCAGCUCGGCCCAGCUCACCACGGAGUGUGCCAUCGUCACACUGGUGUACCUGGAGCGCCUGCUGACCUACGCUGAGAUGGACAUCUGUCCGUGUAACUGGAAGCGCAUCGUGCUGGGGGCCAUCCUGCUGGCCUCCAAGGUGUGGGACGACCAGGCCGUGUGGAACGUGGACUACUGCCAGAUCCUCAAAGACAUGACUGUAGAAGACAUGAACGAGAUGGAGAGACACUUCCUGGAGCUGCUCCAGUUUAACAUCAACGUCCCGGCCAGCGUUUACGCCAAGUACUACUUUGACCUGCGCUCUCUGGCCGACGAGAACAACCUGAGCUUCCCUCUGGAGCCUCUCAGUAACAAGCGAGCCCAGAAACUGGAGGCCAUCUCCAGAUUGUGUGAGGACAUGUACAAGGAAAUGGGCAAGACCGUCAUGAAGAGGUCCCUCAGCGUAGACAACCUAGUGGGUGUCCGAAACACACACGCCGUGCUGUCCUAGAGAAGACGGCACACACACACACACGGACAAUAACGAACCCUCUGGAACUACCCUGUGGCGUAGUUCCCCAGAAAGAGCGGGAAAGUAGACAGACGGUUUCCUUUGCUUACUAUGUAGGCCCUUUAGCUGUGAAAUAUAUCAGUUUGUAAUUGAGAUCAUUUUCAGUUGCUGUAUUUUAAUAAACUGUAUACAACA
Osmerus eperlanus (European smelt) is the source of this 1887-nucleotide messenger RNA. RefSeq names its product cyclin-Y-like protein 1. The coding region runs from base 667 to 1692 and encodes 341 amino acids. The record is from RefSeq and is a predicted model, not a curated record. The transcript is spliced from 10 exons. Gene Ontology annotation, biological process: regulation of canonical Wnt signaling pathway; regulation of cyclin-dependent protein serine/threonine kinase activity. Gene Ontology annotation, cellular component: plasma membrane. NCBI's taxonomy places the organism in Eukaryota, Metazoa, Chordata, Actinopteri, Osmeriformes, Osmeridae. Gene Ontology annotation, molecular function: protein kinase binding; cyclin-dependent protein serine/threonine kinase activator activity.